AUAAUGAGGAGAAUACCACCCUGCAAAAAACAUGUAUUGAAUUGGUCAACCUCCUCCAAUCUUUGACGUCCCUGUGGGCAAUGUGGUCCUCCAUGUAUGCUGGACAGUACUCUGCCAUCAGCAGUCUGACCGACAGAUUUCGUGGGCAGGUCAAGGUUAUUGGUAACCAAUUAGUGCUACUAUUCCAAGGCUGUCAGAAUGACCUUGACCGUCUGGUGCAAGACUCGACUGUCAAGGUGAAGGACAGUGUGUUAGAUGUGUGUCGCCUGGUGGGGGAGAUGUCACUAGCCACAGACAUGGCCAUGCUGAGUCUGGACAGAUGUGCCAAGGAGCAGGACCCAACGCUAUGUGGGGAGGUGUGUCAGGCAUUCCUGUCUGGCUGUGACCUGUUAGUGGACAAGAGCUUACAGAGUGCCAUCAGAACCAUGGAGGACCAUGAGAGGAGGGCGCAGGAGUACACAGAAACAACCGCUUCCAAUCAGAGAUUAGAAGAGGUGCCCCAGAAUGUGAAGAUUCUCAUCUCAACCUGUAAGAUCCUGCUCACCAAGUGUCAGACGAUACAGAUGGAGGUGGACCUGUCACUGAAGGAGGGAGGUGACCACGUGCCAAGUCAGUACUACAGUCUGGGCUAUCGCCGCUCUCAAGGGAUGGUCAGUCAGGUGAACAACCUGCUGGACACGGUCAGCCUGCUACUACAGAGUGUCACACCAGUUAUGGAAGGUAAAACAGAUGAUGUGCGCAAAGUAUGCCGCUGUUCUGAGUUGAUACAGAAGGGCACGGCCAAGUUGAUGGCAGUGUCAGGCCAAGACAGUAGCAUGUUGCUCGAGACAAGUUGUAGUAGUGACCUUACCAAUGUGUCGGUGUUAUCAGAUUCACAGACAGAACGACUAGAAUUCGCUGCUCAGGAUGUAAACCUGGCUGCAGGUGCUCUUAUAGAACAGGCCAAGGACAUCAUAGACCUUGAAAAGCUCAUCUCCACACCGCGAGGAAAACGCUUGUUACCAGUGUCUCCCGAGAAGGGAGUUAACUCACUAAUGUCACCACUACGCAGUAUGUCAGUGAAAAGGAACAUUUCUCUCUUAGCUUCUGCUGGACAUUCCUGAUGUCACAUCACCUCUGACACGUCUCAACAUUCCUAUUGGCUACGUCACCUCUCAUACGCUUUGAUAUUUCUAAUGGUCAUAUCAUUUCGACACGCCUUGGCAUUUAUGAUAGUAACAUCAGGUCUGAAGCAUCCAGACAUACCUAAUGGCUACAUCACAUUUGACAAGCCCCGACAUUACUGAAAGACACAUCAUGAGUAUACCCUGAUAUUGUUAUGAUGAAAUUGCCAUUGUGAAAAUAGCUAAAUCCCUAAGUAAUUACACACUGAUAAAUUGUGUAUACAUAUGAGAUAGUUUGGGAUGCUACAUUUGACCAGUCAUAUUACCAAGGUGACUAAGAGCAGUGUAAGGCUAGCAUGUUACGUCACGCCUGUAAUGACUUUAGUCUUCCAUUGUGUUACCAAGGUGACUAGGAGCAGUGU
Mizuhopecten yessoensis (Yesso scallop) is the source of this 1525-nucleotide messenger RNA. RefSeq lists its product as uncharacterized. Lineage: Eukaryota; Metazoa; Mollusca; Bivalvia; Pectinida; Pectinidae. The transcript has 5 exons. The record is from RefSeq and is a predicted model, not a curated record. Bases 81 to 1103 code for a protein of 340 amino acids.